AUGUUCUCGAGUGGUCCUAAUUACACGAAGCUGAAAACCAACUUGCGGUUGGCGAUAAACAGGUUAAAGCUGCUGGAGAAGAAGAAAACCGAGCUGACUCAGAAAGCCAGGAAAGAAAUCGCUGAUUAUAUAGCUGGUGGCAAGGUCGAGAGAGCCAAGAUCAGAGUCGAGCAUAUUAUUCGCGAGGACUACAUGGUCGAGGCCAUGGAACUCCUGGAGAUGUACUGCGACUUGCUGCUAGCUCGAUUUGGACUCAUCCAACAAAUGAAAAAUCUAGAUGACGGCUUAGCAGAAGCAAUAUCAACAAUUCUCUGGGCAGCACCACGGAUGCAGACGGACGUCCAAGAAAUGAAAGUAAUUGCAGACAUAUUGACCUCCAAGUAUGGACGACAGUACAUGGAAGCAUGCAGAGACGAACAGGUCCCUUCCAUUUCCGAGAAACUCAAACACAAGAUGAGCAUCCAGUCGCCGUCAAAGCUGCUGGUGGAGAAAUAUCUGAUCGAAAUCGCCAAGAAUUAUAACAUCGAGUAUGAACCAGAUCCUCAAGUGAUGGCUGAGGGACAAGAUGCUGUGCUGAUAGACGUCAAUGCUGAUGGGUCUAACAAUCUAGACGUAGCCGGUGGAGGACCUCAGCCUAUGGGUUUCAUUGGAUUCCCACAGGCUCCACUGCUACCUGGUGCUCCUUCGAAUAUCAACGCUUUUGGCUCUGGAGAGAAAAAUACCGGACCAGCGAUGGGUUUUGUAUCUCCUGGAGCUCCUUUGAUGCCAGAAAAGGAUCAAAAUGUUCCGUUCAAUCCUUCAGCAUUGUCUUAUAAUAUUCCGUUGGAUAAUGCUAAUAGCAAUAAACCAAUGCCUGAACUUCCGACAGUUCCCACUGACAGCACAUCACCAGACGGAGCUGGUGGGAACAAUGAUGACAUCGAUUUCGAUGAUCUGAUGAAGCGCUUCGAGGACUUAAAAAAGCGA
Messenger RNA from Cotesia congregata, 966 nucleotides. Lineage: Eukaryota; Metazoa; Arthropoda; Insecta; Hymenoptera; Braconidae. The record is from the annotation of a GenBank genome assembly.